AUGAUCCCAUCAAAUCUCAAACACAUACCGCGUUCGCUUUCCAAGAGCUCGUCACCAUUCUCCAGAGCCAUCUCAAUAUCUAUAUCUACAUCCUCUCCAAUGCCAGCGAUACUACAUUCAAGGAGACAAUUCGCCAGUACCGCUUCAAAGAAAGAUCAAAAUCGGAUAUAUUCUCCAAUCCGCUACCCCCCCGACCUAUCAACCUACAUUAGUCUUUCCACCUCAACCUCCAAACCCCUUCUCACCCUCUGGACCACAAGCUACUGCUCCACCUGCAAAACGCUCUCUCCUCUCCUGCACCAAAUCCUCGAAUCGGGAGUGGGGGAAAAAGAAGGAGGAGUGCUGUUUGCGGAGGUGGAAUAUGAUGCCCCGGAUAUUAUGAAUGAGGGGUUGGGAAUGAGGUAUUUGGUCAGGAGUGUACCGAGUUUGGUGGGGUUUUGGAGGGGGGAGGUGAUGGGGGAAGGGGAAGGGGGAAGGUUAGGGAGUAGAGAGAUUGCGGAGUUGGGGAGAGAGGGGUUAGAAGAGUGGAUUAGGGGGGCGGCAAGGAGAGGGAGGGAGUGGAGAGAGGGGCAUCCGGGGGGAGAGGGACUUUUUGGGGGGUUGUGGAAGGGGUGGGGGAAAUGA
Botrytis porri is the source of this 624-nucleotide messenger RNA. RefSeq lists its product as uncharacterized. The transcript is spliced from 2 exons. The record is from RefSeq and is a predicted model, not a curated record. Bases 1 to 624 code for a protein of 207 amino acids. NCBI's taxonomy places the organism in Eukaryota, Fungi, Ascomycota, Leotiomycetes, Helotiales, Sclerotiniaceae.